Messenger RNA from Macrobrachium nipponense, 535 nucleotides. Its product is annotated as biogenesis of lysosome-related organelles complex 1 subunit 6-like. The transcript is spliced from 5 exons. Gene Ontology annotation, cellular component: transport vesicle; BLOC-1 complex. Bases 45 to 530 code for a protein of 161 amino acids. The record is from RefSeq and is a predicted model, not a curated record. Gene Ontology annotation, biological process: intracellular transport. NCBI's taxonomy places the organism in Eukaryota, Metazoa, Arthropoda, Malacostraca, Decapoda, Palaemonidae.
AUCCAUAUCAUGUUUCAAUUUUUAAUAAUUUCAGGUACUGAGAAAUGGCCAAGGAAGUCUCUCAUGAGAUUUUUCCACCAAGGGACAAUUCAGAACUCCAUAGUCAACAAAAGCAUGGGAACCAAGAUAUGCCUCCAGCACUUGUGAUAAUGAAAGCUUUGAUAUAUGAGCACCAUCAAAAGCUAGCUCCCAUAGAAUCAAAAUUAAAAGAACUUUUGCAGAAUCAGCAAGUUUUAGUUGAAGGGUUGCAUGGGGAAAAUGAGAGAUACAAAGAAAUGGAAGCUAACUUCAGUUUAUCAUCAUUGUUUGCUGAAGUUUCCAUGUAUUCCCAGAAACUCAGAUUUCUGAAAGGAGAGAUGAAUAAUAUUUCUGACCGUACAGUGCGUUUGAAGAGGAGGGCGAUGAGGUUGCAACAGCAACAGCAACAGAAGGCUUUGAAAUUUGAACAACAAAGAGCCCAGCAAGCAGAGCGUGAGAAGUUCCUUAUUGCGCGACCAGUGUGGGCAUCACAAGAAGAUGAAAAACAUUAGGCGUA